This is a messenger RNA of Rubroshorea leprosula, 3148 nucleotides long. NCBI's taxonomy places the organism in Eukaryota, Viridiplantae, Streptophyta, Magnoliopsida, Malvales, Dipterocarpaceae. The record is from the annotation of a GenBank genome assembly.
GGUGACCAAUAUGAACAAUAACACAUAAAAUUUUUUUAUUUUAAUGACAUCACCUGGCAAGGGAGGCUCUUAUCUCUAUGACAUACACUUUUGGAUUGGAAAAGAUACAAGUCAGGAUGAAGCUGGCACGGCUGCUAUUAAAACUGUGGAACUUGAUGCAGCUCUUGGAGGGCGGGCUGUCCAGCACAGGGAACUUCAAGGCCAUGAAUCUGAUAAGUUCUUGUCAUACUUCAAGCCUUGUAUUAUGCCGUUGGAGGGUGGUGUUGCAUCUGGAUUUAAAAAACCUGAAGUGGAAGAGUUUGAAACCCAGUUGUACAUCUGUAAAGGAAAGCGGGUUGUUAGGUUGAAGCAGGUUCCUUUUGCCCGGUCUUCGCUAAAUCAUGAUGAUGUGUUUAUACUAGACACCAAGAAUAAGAUUUAUCAGUUCAAUGGUGUGAACUCUAAUAUUCAGGAAAGGGCAAAGGCUUUGGAAGUAAUUCAGUUUCUAAAAGAAACAUAUCAUGAAGGAAAGUGUGAUGUUGCUAUUGUUGAUGAUGGGAAGCUAGAUACUGAAUCGGAAUCUGGUGAGUUCUGGGUCCUCUUUGGUGGUUUUGCUCCAAUUGCGAAGAAGGUUGCCAAUGAAGAUGACAUUGUUCCAGAGAGAACUCCGGCUACACUUUAUAGCAUAUCUAAUGGGGAGCUGCAGAUAGUAGAAGGGGAAUUAUCUAAAGGCAUGUUGGAAAACAGUAAAUGCUAUCUACUGGACUGUGGUGCUGAGGUAUUUGUUUGGGUUGGCCGGGGAACACAGGUGGAGGAGAGAAAAGCUGCCAGUCAAGCUGCUGAGGAAUUUGUUGCUAGCCAGAAUAGACCAAAAUCAACACAUAUAACCCGUGUUAUCCAAGGUUAUGAGACACGUGCAUUCAAGUCCAACUUUGAUUCAUGGCCAGCAGGGUCUGCAACUUCUGGUGCUGAGGAGGGAAGAGGAAAAGUAGCAGCUUUGCUGAAGCAGCAAGGGGCUGGUGUCAAAAGCAUGAGCAAGAGUAUCCCUGUAAAUGAGGAAGUACCACCUUUGCUUGAAGGAGGUGGAAAAAUUGAGGUAUGGCGCAUUGAUGAUGGUGCCAAGAGCCCACUGCCUAAAGAGGAUAUUGGUAAAUUUUAUAGUGGAGAUUGCUACAUUGUGCUCUAUACCUACCACUCAAGUGAUAGGAAAGAAGAUCACUUUUUGUGCUAUUGGAUUGGAAAGGAUAGCAUUGAGGAGGAUCAAAAGAUGGCUGCUCAGUUGGCUAACAUAAUGUCCAACACCCUAAAGGGGAGGCCUGUUCUGGGUCGCAUAUUUGAUGGUAAAGAACCACCACAAUUCAUUGCUCUCUUUCAACCUAUGGUGGUCUUUAAGGGUGGCUUGAGCUCUGGUUACAAGACGACCAUAGCAGAUAAAGGUUUGAUGGAUGAAACUUAUGCAACGGAUUGUGUUGCCCUCAUUCGGAUUUCAGGAACAUUAGCUCAUAACGAUAAAGCAUUGCAAGUUGAUCCAGUAGCAACAUCAUUGAACUCUUCAGAGUGUUUUCUUCUGCAAUCUGGCUCUUCAAUGUUCCUUUGGCUUGGAAAUCAAAGCAGUUACGAGCAGCAGCAGAUCGCUACAAAAGUUGCUGAAUUUUUGAAGCCAGGAGUAACUCUGAAACAUGCUAAAGAAGGAACAGAGAGCUCUUCCUUUUGGUUUGCACUUGGAGGGAAACAGAAUUAUACAAGCAAAAAGGUCACCAAUGAGGUUGUUAGGGAUCCCCACCUGUUCACAUUCUCAUUCAAUAGAGGAAGGUUUGAGGUUGAGGAAGUUUAUAACUUUACUCAAGAUGAUCUCUUGACUGAGGAUAUUUUGAUACUUGACACUCAUGAAGAAGUGUUUGUUUGGAUUGGUCAGUCAGUAGAUGCCAAAGAGAAACAAAAUGCUUUUGAAAUUGGCCAGGUACCUGGAAACUCAUUUCAGAAGAAGGUAACAUUACUCUUCGGUGCCAGCCAUGCUGUAGAGGACAAGUCCAAUGGGAACCAAGGGGGUCACACUCAAAGGGCUUCAGCAUUAGCUGCCUUGUCUUCUGCAUUUAAUCCAGCUUCCACAAAAUCAACCUCCAAGGUUCAGGACAAAUCCAAUGGAAAUCAAGGACCAACCCAAAGAGCUUCAGCUUUAGCUGCUUUGUCUUCAGCAUUUGGUACUCCAGCAGCAGUAAAACCCACUCCUCCUCCUCCUCCCUCACGGUCAGCUGGUCAGGGAUCGCAAAGAGCAGCAGCAGUAGCUGCCCUUUCAUCUGUUCUUACUGCUGAAAAGAAGAAAUCUCCUGAUGUCUCCCCUUCCAGAUCACUGAACGGCAGCCCCCUUGCAGUAGCUACCCCAGCUGCCCCUUCUGAAGCUGAGGAUUCUCAAGAGGCUGAUGAAGGCAAGGAGACAGAGGAAGUUGCCCUUGAAUCUGGAAUAUCCACUGGGGGGGAUUCCGAACAAAAGCCAGAGACACAGCAGGAUGAGAAUGACGGUGGAGGCAUUCAAACCACAUUCAGCUAUGAGCAACUGAGGGCCAAAUCUGGGAAUCCAGUAACUGGAAUUGAUUUUAAACGCAGGGAGGCAUAUCUGUCAGCAGAGGGGUUUGAGACAAUAUUUGGGAUGACAAAAGAUGCAUUCUAUAACCUACCAAAAUGGAAACAAGACUUAUUGAAGAAGAAAUUUGAUUUGUUCUAGAACCUGGGCUCAUUGUUACCUGCUUCUUCUGCAAAUCUGACCGCCAAUCCCUCAUUUAAGUUCUCCAUGCCUGGAACUCGUCUUUACAUUGGUACACACCAUUCAUAUUGCCAUGGUCGAUUUGCCUUUUUGAUGAACAUGGCUAGCUUUCAUUAAUAUCGGAGUUUGAUUUUGAUGCAUCAUGACAUGAAGAGUGAUUGUGCAUUUCUUUCAUCUGGCAUUGAUCACAUUAUUUUGUAGUUGCAAAGACAGGAAAGACAGGAAGGGAGAUGAAAAUUCUUUUAUUUGGUUGGUAAUUUGGCAUGUAUCCUUCAUCUUAUCGUUAUUUCAUGUUCUGAUUUUGUUAAAAGAAGAUGGUGUAUAUUGUAUUUGCAUUUUGUAUUGAACAUUUGAACUCCCACAUAAGUAAUGGAAAAUAUGUUGUUUGCGCAAUUUAUAUGCUAUCCA